This is a messenger RNA of Seminavis robusta, 1662 nucleotides long. The record is from the annotation of a GenBank genome assembly. NCBI's taxonomy places the organism in Eukaryota, Bacillariophyta, Bacillariophyceae, Naviculales, Naviculaceae.
AUGAAAUUGACGGAUGUCAUGUUGGGCUUGGGGGGAUUGGUCGUGUUGUUAACAGUGAUGCUGGAUAACAUUGUAUUGGCGGAGAUGAAGCCAACCGAGUUGUGGGGUAGCAUGUCAAUCAAAAUCUUUGGUGCCACUACAGACCAGCCAGGGGGCAUCAAUGCCACAACAGUCAGGCACAGCACACGAGUUGGAAAUCAGAACCAGACAAAUGAGAGUCUUCCUAAUCCUAAUACUAAAAGAGAUGAAUGGAUCAACACGUCCAGUUCCAGUACCACCAGUCUGUCUACACAACCACCAGAAGUGUUGGCUACACCCGCUCCAGAAGUCACGACGACUUCAGACGAGGUUUCUCCACAACCAACAGAAGUGCUACCCACAAGUAUGGCCAAAGUCAUACCUACUACAGAGGUGUCUACACAGCCACCAGAAUUGGUGCUGCCCACAUCAUCCAUGCCUCUCAAUUCCAGUAUGUUCAAAGUACCCAAAGUGUCCAAUGAUUGGGAGCAGUUGAAACAACAAAAUCCCAAGAUUAUCAUUACUUUCCUCCAAAAUUCUGGUUUGGGUAGCCAGAUACUGAACAUGCUGGCACAAAAAAUUUACUUUGACAGUCUCCAUCGAACAUUCAUUGCAGAUGACACCAUUUAUGGAUACCGAUGGGAUGAGGAGACAGGAGUGCUGAGGGGAUUUUUCCAACCAAAAUUUCCUGUGGUCAACAAGGAUGAAUAUGCCACCAUUGAGCGAGUUUUUGGAGUGGAGAAUUAUCGAAAAGCAAUAGAUGCCUCCAAGAAAAAAACCUGGCCGGAUUACACAUCUGGCAAACAAAUUGGAAGGGUCAGCGACAAAACUCAACUCUAUAUUGUUUGGUCCACCAGUGGACCAGCACGAAGAGCCUUUCGCAAACGAUUUGAGGCUGUGGGUCCUGAAGUGUACCAACGCUUUGCCGAUUGUGCCUGUGACAAUUUACAAUUCAGUGAUCAUGCACUGUUCGAAAUCAACCAGCUCAAGGAAGCUCUCAACAUGCCGGAUCUCACAAAGUCUCAUUCGGUCGCAUUUCAUAUUCGACGAGGCGACAAACUCGAAAAGGAAGCAAAGAAACCAUAUACGGCGUAUCAUUACGUCGAUAAACUCCGAAGAAUCCCCGAUGCCGCAAGGAAGCCUGUGGAACAUUGCUUUGUUGCAUCCGAUGAUUACUCAGUGGUGGGAGAACUCCAACAAGCUUUGCAAUCAAAGGGAAUCCAUUGCCAGUUGCACACACUCAUACCCUCGGUCGCCAGGGGAGCUAACUUGGCAUACAAGACCAGCUGUCAUGAGGACACGAUUCUUUUGUUGGCGGAGUUAACCAUGAUGAUUGAUGCAACCUACUGGGUGGGUACGUGGAAUUCCAAUGCCGGCAACAUGGCUUCGGUCAUGAGGGGCUGUCGUCAUGCUGGUAAACCACACUAUAGCCAUUCAUAUGCCCUGGAUGGCGAAGACUGGUUCUUUCGAGGAAAAGCCUACAUGUAUAUGAAACGGUGGAACCGGGGGGUGGUGGAAAUCAGAUGCAGUGCCGAAAGAUGGCUAUCUGUUGGUUGUUUCCAGCAUUUGAGUGAGUCCUACUUUUCCUUUGGAGAAGAGGAGAAAGUGAUGGAGACUGGGGCUCCCCAUAUUGCCCGUGACUGA